Messenger RNA from Benincasa hispida (wax gourd), 528 nucleotides. NCBI's taxonomy places the organism in Eukaryota, Viridiplantae, Streptophyta, Magnoliopsida, Cucurbitales, Cucurbitaceae. The record is from RefSeq and is a predicted model, not a curated record.
AUGAUGUUCAAUGGAGCCUCCAAUGAAUUAGGACAUGGAAUAGGUGCCAUUUUAACGUCACUAGAAGGAAAGUUAUUCCCUUUUACAAUGAAGCUAAAAUUUGAUUGUACUCAUAAUAUAGCUGAAUACGAAGCAUGCUCUAUGGGUAUUCAGGCAGCACUAGAUAUGAAAGUCAAUGAGCUUCAAGUUUCAGGAGAUUCCAUGUUGGUGAUUCACAAGUUAAGAGAAGAAUGGGAGACAAGAGACGUUAAACUUUUCCCAUAUAAGAAGUUAAUAGUGGAAUUAUCCGAGAAGUUUGAUAAAAUCACUUUUGAUUAUCUACCAAGGGAAAAUAAUCAGAUAGCGGAUGCUCUAGCCAUGCUGGGAGUGUUGUUCAAUUUAGAUCUCAAUCAAGAUGUCCAACCUCUCAACAUUGGAAAGAAAGAUGCACCGACCAUGUGCAGGACCAUUGAAGAGGAACCUGAUGGUAAAUCAUGGUAUUAUGACAUUAAAAAGUACAUCAAAUAUAGAGAGUUCCUAAAAAAAUGA